Molecule: messenger RNA, 821 nt
Organism: Saccostrea echinata
Lineage: Eukaryota; Metazoa; Mollusca; Bivalvia; Ostreida; Ostreidae
Product: limulus clotting factor C-like
Exons: 4
Coding region: 1-807 (268 amino acids)
Source: RefSeq, a predicted model, not a curated record
AUGUCUGAGUUCGAGAGGUCACAGUUUGUUUGGAUACUAGAAGAAUGUGACGGAAAACCCCAGUGUGCUCUUGAUACCUCUCACAUUCAGCAUAAAUCAAUCAGCUUCUACUGUCAAGAUUUUGUAGAUAAAUGUGAAAAUGACAACUUUACCAAUGCUGUUCUCAAACAUAAUACGGUAAACGAUUUGGAAGUACAAUAUCGGUGUGACGUCAGAGAAAACUUUACUGCGUUCCUAAAGUCACUUGUCUACGAUUGUGAGGCGGGACGUUUACUGACACGUGGUAAUCUAACGCUACAGUGUCAGAAAGGGGGACAGUGGUUUGGGGAACCUCCAGUUUGUAAUGUCACCUGUCAGGAUCCUUUCCAUGAAAACAGUACCACCCUUUGUGAAACAAGUCCGUUUCCAAUCUUUUUUGAGGGAUAUAAUGUGACUUACACGUGUAGGAAAAACCAUCGUCAUUCUGGUGGGGAUCUAAUCAGAAUUUGUAACGGAAGUGGAAAGUGGACAGGAAAGAAGCCUGUUUGUAAACGCUGCAAAUGUCCUUGUGACAGGGUCCGAUCCCAAAACUUCAUCAAAGAUCCAGUGGUCCUUCAGAAUCGCAUUGACAAAUUGAAGAAAGAGCUGAAAGUAAAAAUGGAAAAACUCUCCUCAACAUUGAGGAGGAAAACAUGUGCCAAGGACGAAAGGCAGUCUUCAACCUUUGUCGGCUCCGUCCUCGGAGGAGUAAUUAUCACAUUUGUUGUGGUCAUCAUUGUAUUGAGUGACAUACCAUUGCUCCUCAGACAAAUCCGCUAUGGACCUUAGAUGUUAUCACUGUU